AUGGAACGUAUUUUUUAUGAAGCAGAUACAAAAGAUGCGUAUACUAACCUUCCUAUAUAUGUAUUUGAUACAUCUUUCUUACCAUCCCCUGAUUUGAUCAAUUAUGAUGAAUUCAUCCCUACUUUAAUGAAUGUAUUACCCAAACAUCCAUACGUUUUGGUUAUGCUUAGUUGUGGACUCAACAAGAUUAGUUGGAUAUGGGGUAUCAAAUUUUUGAAGACUUUUCUUUCAUCUGAUAAUAAAAUUAAUAAUUUGGAUAACUUAAAUAAAAUUAUAACAGUUCAUGAUAGUUGGUUUGUUAAAUCAAUUACUCAAAUUUUGACUAAUUAUAAUUUUACUAAAAAAAAUUUAUCUAGUCUUAAUAAAGCUUUUGAAAGUUUUAAUAAUUUCAAUUUAAGUGAUUCAUUUAAUCAAGUCAGUAAUAAUUCUUCGGUUUUAUUAUCUUUACCUCCAAAUUUAGUUAUUAAUUGCAGCACUUUAUCUCAAUUAACAUUUUAUAUUGAUAUUAGAAGAUUGAAAUUAUCUUUAAACAUUUAUAAACAUAAUUUAUUAUUAGAACCAAACAUUACUUUUACUUUCCCAAUUAAUUAUAUCAUUAAUGAUACUACUAAAAUUAAUCAACAUUUAAAUCCAAUUUUCUUCCAUCACUUUUAUCAAGUUUUUAACAUUAUAAAUUUAUUUGGUGAUAAAGUUGAAUUAAUAUUCCAUAAACCUGGUAAUAAAGCUAAUACUGAUAUCUUAUAUCAAUGUAUCAAAAGAAAUCAAUUGAUUUGGAUAAAUGAUUGGGAUUUAUAUUGUAUUGCAACAACUUUCAAGAAAUUAUUAAUGGAUCUUCCUCAACCCCUAAUUUCAGCAUCAAUCGUAAGUUUACCAAUUAAGAAUAAUUUUGAAAAUACAUUAAGUUCCUUCAACAAACUAAUGUCUCAUUAUAAUAAAUUUGAAGAUAAUAAUUACGGUAUGGUUCUAUAUCAAUUAUUACAAUUAUGUUCUAGGAUUAUUUCAAAUCCAUCGUUGACAAAACAUACUUCAUUAUCAAUGUCAAAAUGUUUAAGUUAUUGCAUUAGUCAAGAGUUAAUCUCCCUGCAAAAUAAAGAUCGGGUCUUAAUUAUAACGAGGAUUUUCAAAAAUUAUUUAGAUUUUUGGCCCCAAAUUCAACCAUUAUAUCAAGAGAAGUUUCCAUCAAUUGAUCAAAUUAUAAAAGGUGAGGAAUUAGAUCAAAAUAAAUUGGAUGACUCGUACGAUUUAUCUUAUGACAUUACGAUGGAAGAAGAGGAAGAAGAAGAGGAAGGAAGUCAAAGUGAAGAAGAAGUAAAUAAAACUUUCACUCCAACCACAGUUUUAGGUAAUAAUAAUAAUUUGAUCAAUCAACUACAAAAACAGCAAAAAAACCAAAAUAUUACUCCUCUGUCAAGCCCAAAUAAAACGACUCCACCGACACCAAGAUCAAAUUCUCCGGUUACGUCCAAGCAAAAUGAUCGUCCAACACAACAUGAAAAGAAACCAUCACUCGGUAAUUCAACGUUUCAAUUCCCAGCACAAAAAUCAAAACUAAAUCCAGUUAAAAAACCAUCAGUGACUUCGCUAAAUUCAGCUCAUUCAUCUUCUUUAUCAAGUGUUAACUCAUCUUCUGCAUCAGUAAGUACGACUUCUUCUUCAGUAUCAACUUCAAGUCAAAAAAAUGCUAAUGGCUCCAACAUGGGUAAUAAUCAUCUUCGAACCAAAUCAAGUUUCACGUUUAAUCAAGGCCAAAUAUCCCAUUCUUCCACCCCAAGUUUAAGUGUUAAAAAACCUGUCAUCAGGGGUAGGAAAGUUGGAGAAUUAGCUAAAUUGUAUGAAGAAAGAUGUCAAGGGAUUGAAUUAUUAAGAAGUAUGUAA
Messenger RNA from Hyphopichia burtonii NRRL Y-1933, 1875 nucleotides. RefSeq names its product Ecm25p (gene ECM25). The transcript has a single exon. The coding region runs from base 1 to 1875 and encodes 624 amino acids. Lineage: Eukaryota; Fungi; Ascomycota; Pichiomycetes; Serinales; Debaryomycetaceae. The record is from RefSeq and is a predicted model, not a curated record. Gene Ontology annotation, biological process: signal transduction.